CUCGUAGACCAGGAGGAAACCCGCGAACCAGCCACUGUGACAUGGACACGAGGUUUGAUGGUAUCGAGCAGAGCAGUUCUCAUUGACACCCAUUUCACCCCUCCAUCAAUAGCAACUCUCGUCUCUCCCCUCGUCUCUUUCACCCAUCCGAUCCCCAAUUCGAACCCCACUGAUCCAAAUCUCUCCUCCCUCCGUCCCCGAUCCCCUGCAGCACGAGCGCGGCCGGCAUGGAGGAGACGCCGCCGCGGCCGGCACACGCGUCUCCUCCGUUCCCCCCGCCGCCGCGCGUCUUCUCUCCCAUGCCCGCGCGGGGCACCCCCAGCCCCGGCGCGACGGGCCCUGGCUCGGGCCCCGGGCACGCGCCGGCGCACCUCAGCACGCCGCCGGGCCCGCCUGUCUUCUCCUCGCCGCUGCGCCCCGCGGCAGUGCCCUUCCGCGCCACCCCGGCGUCGCCCCACCCCGUGCCCUUCGCCGCGGGCUACUUCUCCUCCUCCUCCUCCAACGCCACCGCCACCACCACCGUCUCCCUCCCCACCUCCUCCACGCCGCACUUCCUCAACGGCGCCGCUAUGCCGCACGGGGACCUCGCACCCGCGCCAUCAGCACUCCAGGGCGACGGCCUCGACAACCCCUACGUCCAAUUCUCCGCACACAAGGUGCUGAGGCAGAAGAAGCUGCUCAAUGCCCUUAGCUUGGGGUUCGGAGCUCUGGUUUCUCCGGGGAGGGAGGUGUCGCCUGGGCCGGACGUCGUGGAGCGCGAUCCACGACAUUGCCUGAACUGCGGGGCCUAUGUGAACUUGUAUUGUGAUAUAUUGAUCGGCUCUGGGCAGUGGCAGUGUGUGAUCUGCAAGAAGCUCAACGGCAGUGAGGGGGAAUUCUUGGUGUCCAGCAAGCAGGACCUGCUCCAGUGGCCAGAGCUCACGUCCACGACUGUGGAUUAUGUGCAGGUGGGGAACAGGCGGCCAGGCUUUGUCCCCGUGUCUGACUCAAGGGUGUCCGGCCCCAUUUUUAUCAUCAUAGAUGAGUGCCUCGACGAGGCACACCUGCAGCAUCUGCAGGGCUCCUUGCAUGCUUUUGUGGAUUCGCUCCCUCCUACAGCAAAGAUAGGAAUCAUCACCUACGGGCGAACCGUCUCGGUGUAUGAUUUCUCGGAGGGGGCAGCAGUGUCAGCGGAUGUGCUACCUGGAAAUAAGUCGCCUACCCAUGAGUCUUUGAAGGCGCUAAUCUAUGGGGCAGGUGUUUACCUGUCUCCUGUACAUGCUUCUCUGCCUGUUGCGCACAUAAUAUUCUCAUCUUUGAGACCCUAUCAGCUGAGUGUGCCAGAAGUGUCAAGGGAUCGGUGCCUUGGCGCAGCAGUAGAGGUUGCCCUUGGUAUUAUUCAAGGGCCCUCGGUGGAGUUGUCUCGUGGAAUCAUCAAGAGAUCUGGAGGCAACUGCAGAAUCUUGGUGUGUGCUGGUGGCCCUAUCACGUUUGGACCAGGAUCAGUGCCUUAUUCUGUUCAACACCCGAACUAUGCUUACCUGGAGAAGACAGCUAUGAAGUGGAUGGAGAGUCUUGGUCAUGAAGCACAGAGACACAGUACUGUCGUUGAUAUUCUUUGUGCCGGAACAUGCCCUGUGAGGGUUCCUGUUCUACAGCCAUUGGCAAAGUGUUCUGGAGGUGUGCUUUUGCUUCAUGAUGACUUUGGAGAGGCCUUUGGGGUCAAUUUGCAAAGGGCAUCGACUAGAGCAGCCUGUUCCCAUGGCUUAUUUGAGAUCAGAUGUUCAGAUAACAUGCUUGUCACUCAAGUUAUUGGCCCUGGUGAAGAGGCAUCUCCUGAUUCUCAUGAAACAUUCAAGCAUGAUACUUCAUUUUGUAUCCAGAUGCAUAGUGUUGAGGAGACCCAGAGUUUUUCUGUGUCUAUGGAGACAAAGGGUGAUAUCAAGAAUGAUUUUGUUUACUUCCAGUUUGCAGUCCGUUAUUCCAAUAUGUAUCAAGCAGAAAUCACUCGGGUGAUCACUAUGAGGCUGCAGACUGUUGAUGGUUUGUCUGCGUAUCUGGCAAGUGUGCAGGAGGAUGUUGCUUCAAUUAUCAUUGGUAAAAGAACCAUCUUGCAUGCCAGAACUGCCUCUGAUGCCAUUGACAUGAGGCUCUCAAUUGAUGAAAGAGUAAAGGACAUAGCUCUCAAGUUUGGUUCUCAGGCCCUAAAAUCGAAACUUUACCGUUUCCCAAAAGAGCUAGCAUCACUUCCUGAGUGCUUGUUUCAUCUAAAAAGGGGACCACUUUUAGGUAGCAUAAUCGGACAUGAAGAUGAAAAAUCUGUACUUCGGAAUUUGUUCUUGAAUGCAUCAUUUGAUCUUUCACUCCGUAUGCUGGCACCUCGUUGCAUAAUGCAUCGUGAAGGUGGUACAUUUGAGGAGUUGCCAGCAUAUGAUCUUGCCAUUCAAUCUAAUGCUGCAGUUGUACUGGACCAUGGAACCGAUAUUUUCAUUUGGUUGGGUGCUGAGCUAGCAGCCCAAGAAGGACAAAGUGCAGCAGCUUUAGCAGCAUGCCGUACACUGGCAGAAGAGCUCAGCGAGCAACGUUUUCCAGCACCAAGGAUACUUUCAUUCAAACAAGGAAGCUCUCAAGCUAGGUAUUUUGUCUCACGCCUGAUCCCAGCUCACAAGGACCCUACUUAUGAGCAGGAGUCAAGAUUUCCGCAGUUGCGAACACUUACUCCUGAGCAAAGGGCAAGGCUAACGAGCAGCUUCAUCCACUUUGACGACCAUAGUUUCUGCGAGUGGAUGCGCAGCCUCAAAUUGGUCCCGCCAGAACCUAGCUAACACAAAUAAUUGGAGCAGUGCACAUGGAAACGGCGGAUGGCAAUGGAGUUGCCAAACGAUAGCUGAGAUCUUUGUGGGCCAAAUUGUGGCGUUGCAGGACAGGCCAAAUUGUGGUGAAGCGCCAUUUAGGGUGCAGUGGAAGUUGUAUGAUUUUGCCUGAUUCUUUUUUUUUUUUUAUACCCGGAUGUGGUAGCACAAAGUGCAUAAACGGUCUUUUGUCAUACAGGAGAGAAGUUUACACAAUAAGAGCGACGCAGAUGCUCUCCUGCAGUUGAAGAGUUCAUUAGAUGUUACAUGACAUACACAACUUUUUGACGGAUGAUCUGACCAUUAUUCUUUGAAAUCCAUUCAUUUGUCAGGGGGAGCCGCAGCCCUUGUCAUUUUGAGAAGAUUAAAGAGUGUACAGUAUAACUGUGCCAUUAGUGUUUUAUAUAUGUUAGAUCACUUUCGUUCU
Molecule: messenger RNA, 3258 nt
Organism: Phragmites australis (common reed)
Lineage: Eukaryota; Viridiplantae; Streptophyta; Magnoliopsida; Poales; Poaceae
Product: protein transport protein SEC23 A-like
Exons: 5
Coding region: 228-2804 (858 amino acids)
Biological process (GO): COPII-coated vesicle cargo loading; intracellular protein transport; endoplasmic reticulum to Golgi vesicle-mediated transport
Cellular component (GO): endoplasmic reticulum exit site; COPII vesicle coat
Molecular function (GO): zinc ion binding; GTPase activator activity
Source: RefSeq, a predicted model, not a curated record